Molecule: messenger RNA, 753 nt
Organism: Heterocephalus glaber (naked mole-rat)
Lineage: Eukaryota; Metazoa; Chordata; Mammalia; Rodentia; Bathyergidae
Source: RefSeq, a predicted model, not a curated record
AUGGCAGUUUGGAAAACCCUCAUUCCUCCUCAGCCUCCUGAAGUGGCUAGUCCUCGAAUGGAGAGCUCUAUUCGGAGUAUGUCCGGGUCACCUGGGCCUGCAGGUGCCAAACCUAAAUCUGAAAUCCACGUGUCUAUGGCCUCUCCGGUCACUGUGUCCAUGGAGACCGUAUCCAAUCAAAAUAAUGAUCAGCCUACCAUUGCUGUCCCUCCCACUGCCCAGCAGCCACCUCCAACCCUUCCAACCAUGAUUGCCGCAGCUAGUCCCCCAUCCCAGCCAGCCGUUGCUCUCUCAACCAUUCCUGGAGCUGUCCCCAUCACUCCACCCAUCACAACUAUUGCAGCUGCACCACUACCAACAGCCACUGUGAGUGGCAGCCUCUCCUCUGUCGUAGGCCCCCCUAUACCUGAGAUCAAAGUGAAAGAGGAAGUAGAGCCAAUGGACAUCAUGAGGCCAGUUUCCGCAGUUCCUCCACUGGCCACCAACACUGUGUCUCCAUCUCUCACAUUGCUGGCGAAUAACCUGUCCAUGCCUACAAGUGGCCUACCACCUGGUGCCUCCCCAAGGAAAAAGCCUCGGAAACAGCAGCACGUGAUCUCAACAGAAGAAGGGGAUAUGAUGGAGACGAACAGCACUGAUGACGAGAAGUCUACUGCCAAGAGUCUGCUGGUGAAGGCUGAGAAGCAGGAGUAUAUCUUCAAGCUUUCUUCUGGAGUGACCAGAAAGGUAGAAAGCUUUUAUUCGUGUGGUUGA